Drosophila ficusphila is the source of this 2662-nucleotide messenger RNA. RefSeq names its product T-complex protein 11-like protein 1. The transcript is spliced from 6 exons. Bases 512 to 1984 code for a protein of 490 amino acids. Gene Ontology annotation, biological process: signal transduction. Lineage: Eukaryota; Metazoa; Arthropoda; Insecta; Diptera; Drosophilidae. The record is from RefSeq and is a predicted model, not a curated record.
GCCCCAAACAGCUGUGUUGUGAAAGGGGAAACGGGAUUGGACAAAUGGAAAAACAAAGCAGACACAAUUUUUGAAUCAAGCCCAGGAAACAUUCGAAAAUUGGUCGUCAUUCGUGAGAGCUGUGAAAAAUCUGCAGCAUGAGAUUAGUCCUGAAGUGUUAAUUAGGAUCAGAGUCAAUGGGAAAUUAAGUGCAAAAUUCAUAAGUGAUUUUAAAAGGUGAAUCAGCUGUGGAUUCGUAUAUGUUCCAGAACCUUCUCGUUGGUUUUCUUUUUUAUCCAGUGGCGAACUGACCCCAAGCAAAGCUUCAGCGACGACCUCGAACAAAGAACAAAGAACAAAGAAAGCCCAGAGCAACUGCAUUUGCCUUGUAGCCGUAUUGCCAUACAUAUAUAACUGACUGAAACCGGUGUUAGCCAAGUUCGCACAUAUCCGAAAGCAGUUGCUGCAGCUGCCUAACGUCGCAUUUCCGCCAGCAGAACAGACAGCAGACAGCAGAGAGUUCGGAGUGAGGAUGGAUGACCAGGAAAAGGCGACCGGACAACCUGGAUUCCAAGAGGAGCUGGAGGAGCGUCGGGUCCGGACGGAGAGUGAGAGUUCCGUGGACAGCAUGACCCGCUUCGUGCUGCCAAGUUUGGACGGCACCCCGCCGAAGAUCGUGACCUUGGACGAGGUGUCCGGGAUGUUCAAGAACCUGCAGAACAUGGAGCUGGCCCACGAGAUAGCCCUCAAUCCCGACUUCAAGUUGCAGAAGUACGAACCGCCCUCGGACAGCUUGGAGGGUGCUAUCAAGAAGAUGGUGCACAAGGCGUUCUGGGAUCUGCUGCGCCAGCAACUGGAUCGCCAGCCGCCUUCGUAUGACCAGGCCAUCCGACUGCUGGCCGAGAUCAAGGAGUGCUUCCCGCAGCUGCUUUCGCCCAUCAACGAACGGGCCUUUGCUCACAUCAACGAGGUGCUCGACGACGCGGUGAUCCGGCAGCAGGCGGAGCGGGGAACCCUGGACUUUCGUUCGUACGCCAACUUUGUGAUCAACAUCCUGUCGCGCUCCUGUUCGCCCGCACGGGACGAGGCGGUGGCCGCACUGCGGGAGAUCGACGACGUCGUGGAUACCUUCCGCAGCAUCCUCGAGCUGAUGACCCUGAUGAAGCUGGACAUGGCCAACUUCAUGCUGACCGCGGCGCGAACCAAGAUCGCCGCCAACUCGGUGCAGUACGAAAAGGAGAAGUUCAGCAAGUACUUGCGGGAGUUCCACGGAAAUGCUGGUUUUCCGGCCACCGAGGAUUGGCUGCAGCGUCACAGUUCCGGCACCACCAAUAAGGACGAGACCAUUUACAAUGCCUAUAUGCAGUUGAUUGACUAUCCGGCGGACAAGGAGUUCCCGGAGCUGCUUCGCAUCGAUAAGGAACGCUUUGCCGGCCUGAGUUGGCGUGCGCAGCGCUUGAUCCUGUGUGCCUCACUCAUCUCGAUUGCCCAGAGCACACCCAUCAUUUCGCAGCGCCGCGAGAACCGCGUUAAACUAGCCCGUCAGCUGGAAAUCAUUGUGCAGGAUAUCAAAAACCAAGAUCAAGUCGCCCCAGCACUCGAGGGUUGCUGCGAACAGAUUCGGUCUUUCGUCAACAAGGCGUUGGAGCAGGAGAACAUGCCAGCGAUGAGUGAUGCUGAUCAGGCGGCACUCAAAAACCAGGUGCUUAAGCUCGCCAACAAGACUUCGCCAGUGCCCAGCCUAAUGGCGAAGCGGCUGGAUGGCUAUGUGCGCGUGACCCUGCGCUCCAACGGCAGCAUUCCGCCGCCUCCUGCGGGCUUCGUCGAUUACCAGGAGGAGCUGGUCGCCUUUAUCGCGUCAUUCCGCCGCCUAGUGUCCUACAACCACGCUGUUUUCGGGGAGCACUUCCACCAGAUCCUCGACAGCACAAGUGCCGCGCCGGAGUCCACUGCACCAACAGGCAGUGGAGUGACCACUGGCCAGGCCCAGACUGCCAAGCCCUAAAGAGGAGGGAGGAGAUCGUCUUAGGCAAUACAAAAUAUUAGCACACAACACCCAGACACACCCGUAGGCAACCGGAAGACGGAGGAGAUCUGUUGCUGGACCACUGAAGCAACUCGAGUCGCGGACAGAACUCCCCCUGGAAAGGGAAACGAGCGUUGCUGGUGAUUCCUCUUGCGACAGAUGUUGACGCACACCCGUAAUCACCAUGUAGAACCAAACAGUCCAAGUGCCAAUACCUGUAUCCCCAUUAAACACACAAAAGGGAUUCGAGGCGGCUGAGUGAAAGGAUUUUGCUGGGCGUCUGUGAUAACGAGAAUAUUCAAAUUGAAGUUGAAAUCCUUCUUGGGGUUACGAAAGCGGACUCGACUAUUUAAGCUCUCCAAUUCCUUGUGACCAGCUGCAGAUCGGUGAUCAACCAACCACAUUUUCAAUUUACUCCUACAAUAAACAUUAGAUUAUCAUAAACUGGUGUGUACCUAACCCCUUAACUAACUCUAUAGCUUAACCACCUAUAAAGGAUAUAAAUAAAGUUGAUGGAUUUUACUAAUGACAGCGGUGGUACGACUGCGUGAACCUUGAAAAUGUAAUGCAACUGGCAGACAUGAAUAAGAUGUACUUUUACUUGUGUAUGUAUUUAAUUGAUAUUUGAAAUAAAUAAACUUAAAUUAAAUAAAUGAA